Molecule: messenger RNA, 1734 nt
Organism: Daldinia decipiens
Lineage: Eukaryota; Fungi; Ascomycota; Sordariomycetes; Xylariales; Hypoxylaceae
Product: Fumarylacetoacetase
Exons: 2
Coding region: 105-1403 (432 amino acids)
Biological process (GO): L-tyrosine catabolic process; homogentisate catabolic process; L-phenylalanine catabolic process
Molecular function (GO): fumarylacetoacetase activity
Source: RefSeq, a predicted model, not a curated record
UAACAAGUUAAUGCACACGACUUUCCAUCUUUGAUACAAUUCAUAUACUAAUUACUUUUUUUACUACCAUUUGAAGUGUAAGGCUAGGAGAUCAGAAACACAUCAUGGCAUCAACAUGGGUUCCGGGCGUAUCUCCCGACAGUCCAUUCUCGCUAGCUAAUAUCCCCUUCGGCAUCAUCAGCUCGCCGGCUAACCCCGCGCCGCAUGUCGCUAUCGCCAUCGGAUCUCAUGUACUUGAUCUAAAGGUCUUAUCUUCGUACCCGGAUUUUGACGAUCUCUUCCCUACAUUGAAGAAUUACCCCGGCAUCUUCUCGAACUCCACGCUAAAUGAGUUCGCAGCACUGGGCCGACCGGUCCAUCGAGAUGUCCGCAGAACUAUUCAGGACCUCUUAUCAGCUGAGACAUCAAGGCCGGAAAUCUUAAAAGAUAACUUGGGACUUCGACAAGAUGCGGUACUUCCUCAGCAUAAAGUCAAGAUGCAUCUGCCUAUGAGCAUUGGCGAUUACACAGAUUUCUAUGCCGGAUUCCACCACGCAUAUUAUGUCGGUGCCCUGUUCCGAGGGCCUCAGGCUGCUCUACAGCCGAAUUACACCCACCUCCCCGUCGGCUACCACGGGCGAGCUUCCAGCAUUGUCGUUUCAGGCACGCCGAUUAAGCGACCCUUCGGCCAGAUUAUUACUGAUCCAACGGCAGAACCAAAGCAUCCUACCACGGCUCCCUCACGGCGUCUGGAUAUUGAGUUGGAACUAGGAUGUUUUAUAUCAAUUCCGAAUGAGAUGGGCUCUCCGAUCAAAGUCACCAACGCUGAAGAUCACAUUUUCGGAUACGUAUUGUUAAAUGACUGGAGCGCGCGCGACAUCCAGACGUGGGAAUAUGUUCCGUUAGGGCCCUUUAACGGGAAGAAUUUCGCCACAACUAUCAGCCCUUGGGUUGUCCUUGCAGAUGCUCUUGAGCCAUUCCGAACCAAUCCGAUUGACAACUGGACACCGUUGCAGGGGUACUUGAACGAAGGCAAAGAGAAGAAUAUCUUUGGAAUCGAGCUACAAGUUGAUUUAGAGACACCACAGGGCGACUCGACGAGGAUAUGCACAACAAGCUCGAAAUACCUCAUGUGGUCGUUUCCGCAGAUGAUCGCGCAUCACACUCUAGGUGGCUGCCCGCUAAGAACGGGAGAUCUUCUCGGUUCUGGGACGAUAAGCGGGCCUUCGCUAGGCGAAAGGGGAAGCUUUUUAGAGCUAAGCGAGGGAGGAAGGAAAGAUAUCAUGCUUCAGGGGAUGGAUGUCCGUCGAUUCUUGAAGGAUGGUGACAUAAUUACAAUUCAGGGAGUCUGUGGAGAGCAAGGCCGAAAAGUCGGCUUUGGUGAGUGUACCGGUCAAAUAAUAGGAGCGACACCACAAUUAUAGUCCCUGAUAUCUGGGAUGAGGGUUUACCAAGGAACUAGACAGCCUAUCUUUGCAGCUGACUAGAACUCUAAUUCUCAUCCACAGAGUACUUGGGAUUGGAAAAUAGAUCAAAAAUAUUGCGCCAAAAGGUAUGCCUCACGGCAGUAUCGUAUACCGGCUUUAGUGUAGCAUAAGCUGCUCUGAGCCCCCUAAAUUGUGUCACCGUACGAUUUUGAAUCGAGCACAUACCCAAUGAUGUAAACAAGAACGUUGUUUUCACUUGUAAACUCACAUGUGUUUAGGACUUGCCCUCUUUAGUUCAGCAAUGCCCAUUGAACUUAUUAAGUAGUAC